Messenger RNA from Oryza brachyantha (malo sina), 924 nucleotides. RefSeq names its product transcription factor UNE12-like. The transcript has 3 exons. Gene Ontology annotation, molecular function: RNA polymerase II cis-regulatory region sequence-specific DNA binding; DNA-binding transcription factor activity, RNA polymerase II-specific; protein dimerization activity. Lineage: Eukaryota; Viridiplantae; Streptophyta; Magnoliopsida; Poales; Poaceae. The record is from RefSeq and is a predicted model, not a curated record. Gene Ontology annotation, biological process: regulation of transcription by RNA polymerase II. The coding region runs from base 1 to 924 and encodes 307 amino acids. Gene Ontology annotation, cellular component: nucleus.
AUGGCGCUGGUGCGGGAGCCUGCGAUGGUGUAUGGAGGAGGGUUCGACGCCGCCGCCGUGGAGGCGUGCGGCGGCUUCGAGCACCAACUCCAGCUCGGGUACGGCCACGACGCGCUGCUCGACAUCGACGCGGCGGCGCUGUUCGGGGGAUACGGCGGCUGCGGACUCGUGCAGGACGGCGGCGCGGCGGGAUGGGCGGCGGGCGCGUCGUCGUCGGUGCUCGCGUUCGACCGCGCCGGGCGGGGCGGCGCUCAGGCGGCGGCGGCGGAGGAAGAGGGAGAGUGCGACGCGUGGAUCGAAGCCAUGGACCAGAGCUACGGCGGCGCCGGCGAGGCGGCGCAGUACCGCGGCGCGGCGACGAUGAAGACGACGGCGACUGUGGCCUUCGACGCGGCCUCCGGCUGCUUCAGCCUGACGGAGCGGCCCGGCGGUGCGGGGCGGCAGUUCGGGCUGCUGUUCCCGAGCACGUCGGGUGGCGCCUCUCCCGACCGCGCCCCGCCGGCGCGUGGCUCGCAGAAGCGGGCACAGAACGCGGCGGAGUCGCAGGCCGUGAGCCCUAGCAAGAAGCAGUGCGGCGCGAGCAGGAAGACAAGCAAGGCCAAGUCGGCGCCGACCACCCCAACCAAGGACCCCCAGAGCCUCGCGGCGAAGAAUCGGCGCGAGAGGAUCAGCGAGCGGCUGCGGAUCCUGCAGGAGCUCGUGCCCAACGGCACCAAGGUCGACCUCGUCACCAUGCUCGAGAAGGCCAUCAGCUACGUCAAGUUCCUCCAGCUUCAAGUCAAGGUUCUUGCAAAGGACGAGUUCUGGCCGGCGCAGGGAGGGAAGGCGCCGGAGAUCUCCCAGGUGAAGGAGGCGCUCGACGCCAUCUUGUCGUCGUCGUCGUCGCCGCCGCCGCCGCUAGCUGGGAGACAACCCAGGAACUGA